AUGACUUCCCAGCAAACCAUAGACGAGUGGGACGCGCGCGUCAACCAGAUGAACGCAAGCAUCGACCAGUGGAAAGCACACAUCGACCCAAGCCUGAAUAGCACCGGCUUUGACUUGCCCGAGUUCGAUUUCGGAUUCAGAUCACACCAUUUCAAUGACGGCACCACAGCCCCUGGUCCUCAAGACUCCCAUCUCUGGGAUAAUACCACCGCCCUUGACCUAGAAGAUCUUUUUGGGGGCGAUGCCACAGCCCCUGGCCCUUCGAAUCCCCUGCUCGAGCGACAGCAGACGCCGGCCCUUACGUUCCCCACGCCUCCAUCCAUCUCAACCGCCACUCUCUCCGAAUCUCAACAUGAGCAGCCGGACUCUGGCCUUACUAUCGAUGAGAUAUUGCUAAGGGAGCUGGACCAAGACCUCAGUCUCCCGUCACGGAUAGAGCAGCAGGCUGAGACCCUCACUCGUCCGGGCUCUCCUCAACAAGAGCAGCUGGACUCUGUCCUUACUAUCGAUGAGAUCUUGCUGAGGGAGCUGGACCAAGACCUCAGUCUCCCAUCGCGGAUAGAGCAGCAGGCUAAGACCCUCACUCUUCCGGGCCCUCCUCCUCCACCAGCCACCGCUCUCCCGUGGCCUAUGAAAGGGCAGACAGAUCCUUUCCUCUUCACCCCCACGGAGCCUUUGGCAGAGCAGCAGGCACAAGCCCUCACUCAUGCCAGGCCCCAAACAUAUACUCUUCCGAGCACCCCCUCUCUACCAGCCACUGCCUUCCCGGCUCCACCACAGUCGCCCGCCGCUGCCAGCAGCAGCAGUAGCAGCAAAAACAACAAGCGCAAGGCCAACAGCGCGGGCCCGUCACCGGCAGACGCACCUAAGAAGAAGCGUAGAGUGCUCAGCGCCAACAACACCUGCGCCGAGUGCCGGCGCAAGAAGAUCGCAUGCAAGCCCGCCCAGGAUGACAGCGGGCGGUGCGCCGGCUGCGUCAAAAAGGGGGUCGCGUGCGAGCGCAAGGGCCUCGACGGCCGCACCCACAAACACAACGCCGCCACCUUGGCCGACGAGGUCGCCGCCUUCAAGCGGGCCGCCAUGAGCAUCGUCUACCUCAUCUGGCUGUGCCGCACCGGCCGCCUGCACCCGCCCAUGCUCAGUACAGUCCGCGGCAUGCUGGAGACCUGGGGCCCGCACGUCGCCUGCUCCUCGGCGGCCGGCCUGGCCGGAGAAGGGGGCCCGGACGCGGUCAUGGCCUGCGUCGAGGGCGCCGCCGCGGACGGCUCCGGCACGUGGCCGACGUUCGUGCAGGACGCGCACGGCGUCGCGCAGGACGAGAGCGGCGGGGUCAAGCUCACGGACCGCCGUCGCGGCCUCGAGGUCUUCCGGACACAGGCCCGCGACUUCCUCCUGCGGCUGCGCGCCGUGCUGGCCGCCUGCCUCGGCGACCUCCCCGAGGGGCUGCCCCAGGGCGCGCUCGUCGCCGUCGGGCAGGUCAUCUGGCCCUACAUGCAUGACCGCCCGACCAGCGAGCUGCUCGCCCGCUUCGCCGAGGACACCCAGAGCUGCCUGGACGGGCCGGAAUGCGCAGGCCACCACAACUGGGUCCUGUUCGCCAAGGGUGUCAUGGAAAAGGCCCGCAACCUUCGGUUCAGGGAGAACGGCGAGGUGAAGGAGCUCGCGGAGCGGGAGUGCUUCGCUGGCUUCGGGAGGUGGGCCGACGUGGAGAGACUCGCGGCGGAGCAUACAAAGCUCUAG
Gaeumannomyces tritici R3-111a-1 is the source of this 1740-nucleotide messenger RNA. RefSeq lists its product as hypothetical. NCBI's taxonomy places the organism in Eukaryota, Fungi, Ascomycota, Sordariomycetes, Magnaporthales, Magnaporthaceae. Gene Ontology annotation, biological process: regulation of DNA-templated transcription. The record is from RefSeq and is a predicted model, not a curated record. The transcript has a single exon. Gene Ontology annotation, molecular function: DNA-binding transcription factor activity, RNA polymerase II-specific; zinc ion binding. The coding region runs from base 1 to 1740 and encodes 579 amino acids.